GCCAAUCACAUGACGCUGUGUUUGAGGUCUGCUCCCCACCACCCGCAGCCUCGCCGCACUAAGGUAGGUUGCUUCGCUCAACCAUGGAACCUGGAAUACAACACAACCAUCGAUCAUCCUCCAUCUUCCACUCGCCUCGCAGACGGUAGCGCACCGACUGCGCACCAACCGCAGCCAUGGCGCCGAUCAACCCCGACCUGCAAAGCACCCAGGAGGACAUCAAGAACGUCAUCCAAGAUCUCUUCCAGAUCCUGGCGCAGGUCGCCAACUACGACUCGACCAGCCGGCCCUCGCGCGAAGCGCUGGCCCAGGACAUAAUCGCGCUCUCUUCCUCCCUCGCACAAACGCACCGGGCGGCGACGCUCCUGGGCCCCGCGCGCGCCGACAAGGCGGUGCCGGAGCCGCUGGUGCAGUACGUCGAGAACGGGCGGAACCCGGACAUCUACACGCGCGAGUUCGUCGAGCUGGUGCGCCGCAUGAACCAGCUCGCGCGCGGCAAGAUGCACGCCUUCCGCGCCUUCCGUGACGUGCUGGCCGCCGAGAUCGCGCUGCAGAUGCCCGAGGUCGAUGCCGACGUCAGGAGGGUGCUGGAGGGGACUGGUGGUGGUGGUGGGAGUAGUAAUGACGGUGGUGGGGAGCAAGAAGGGGCCGCUGCAGGAGGAGGUGGAGGUGGAGGUGGCGGUGUGGAGGUGGUUAAGCAGCAACAACAACAACAAUAGCAAUGAUGGCAACGGGCGGAGGAAUGCGGCGAGACACAUUGUGCUUCUGCGGGAUCGGUUUAGGUCACUGGCGUCAACGGGUCUAUACUUCAUGGCUUGGGUCGGGUCGGGAAAGACUGGGAACAGCAUGGUCGGGCAUGGCUGGGCGUUCUGGCGUUUUGAGAGGGGCAGCAUCCCAUUUCACCCCUGUGGUAGAUCGAUAUGGCCACUUGAUUCUUGUUUUCUUCAGAUGCCAUGAGGGAGAACACAAAGAAACAGACAUCCGUCAAUGCCGACAUGAGCUGGACAACACCGCAUUGUCGCAGAUGGAAGUCAAGAAUGACAUAUAAUUUUGACUGCCAACGCCUCCACAUCAUGCUGCAAACCCGACCCUCGCCGCCA
Molecule: messenger RNA, 1100 nt
Organism: Thermothielavioides terrestris NRRL 8126
Lineage: Eukaryota; Fungi; Ascomycota; Sordariomycetes; Sordariales; Chaetomiaceae
Exons: 2
Coding region: 177-719 (180 amino acids)
Biological process (GO): regulation of transcription by RNA polymerase II
Cellular component (GO): mediator complex
Molecular function (GO): transcription coregulator activity
Source: RefSeq, a predicted model, not a curated record